UUAAAUUAAUCUCAGUAAUAUACAGAAAUGGUGUUGACAGCUGGCAAAGAUAUCCACAGGGGUGCCCUGGAGCUAGUGAAAAACAUAAACUACGGCAAGCUCAUGGGAACGCACAAAAUCGUCGAGGCGACGAUCAGUGUCCUGAAGCAAAUCGUCAGUAGUUCCGAUUGGAGCACAGCAAAAAAACUCAUGGAUUUGAUAACGUUGAAUGGAAAGUACAUGAUAGCUGCUGUUCCCCUGGAGGCCUCCAUUGGAAAUAUGGUUCGCAGGAUUCUUCAGAUAAUCAGGGAAGAGUACACCCUCGAGCUCAAGAAUAAACCGGAGGAAGCCGACCCCCAGGAAUCUCUCCACAAAAUUCUCACGUCCCAAGGAACUCAAGACAUUGAUUUCAAUAUUUCUAUGCCUGAUUUGAAGUCGACGAUCAUCGAACACAUUAAUGAGUUCGAAGUGGAGCUGGAAACAUGUUCAGAGAACAUAACUCAACAAGCGUCGGAGCACAUCCAUUCGAAUGAAAUAAUAAUGACCAUAGGAUACUCGAGGAUGGUCGAGCGGUUUUUCAAGAAAGCUGCUGAGACUAGGGCCUUCGAAGUUAUCAUAGCUGAAGGAGACCCUUCGCUUAGUGGCCAAGAACUAGCAGCAAAGCUUCCGAAAAAGAUAAAAACCACUUUGAUAUCUGAUCGAGGAAUUUUUGCGAUGAUGUCGAGAGUGAACAAAGUGAUAAUUGGGACUCAUACAGUAAUGGCUAAUGGGGGAUUAAAAGCAACAACAGGGUGUGACACAGUCGCUCACGCAGCGAAACAUUACUCUGUUCCGGUGAUGGUCCUGCUGCCACUUUACAAACUGUCUCCUCUUUAUUUAUGUUCUUUUGAGCAAGAAGCAUUCAAUAAGCAUCAAGCACCGAUCCAAGGUGUCAUUGAUGGAGCCAACGAACCUCUGAUGGAGAGGAUCCAGGCGUACAAUCCAGUGUUCGAUUAUGUGCCCCCUGAAUUGGUCACUCUAUUCAUCACAAAUACAGGUGGAAAUGCACCUUCCUACGUCUAUCGACUGCUCAGCGAGCUGUACCACCCUGACGAUUACGAAUUAUAAUACACAAAUGAAACUGUAAUGACUUGACCGAUUUAUAGAAUAAAAAAAUGUUUUAUUUA
Molecule: messenger RNA, 1145 nt
Organism: Fopius arisanus
Lineage: Eukaryota; Metazoa; Arthropoda; Insecta; Hymenoptera; Braconidae
Gene: eIF2Bbeta
Product: eukaryotic translation initiation factor 2B subunit beta
Exons: 6
Coding region: 28-1086 (352 amino acids)
Biological process (GO): translational initiation
Cellular component (GO): eukaryotic translation initiation factor 2B complex
Molecular function (GO): guanyl-nucleotide exchange factor activity; translation initiation factor activity
Source: RefSeq, a predicted model, not a curated record